Molecule: messenger RNA, 558 nt
Organism: Aspergillus fischeri NRRL 181
Lineage: Eukaryota; Fungi; Ascomycota; Eurotiomycetes; Eurotiales; Aspergillaceae
Exons: 3
Coding region: 1-558 (185 amino acids)
Source: RefSeq, a predicted model, not a curated record
AUGCCCGGUGUCCCUCCUGAUGCUCUUCAGCAAUUGAAGAAGGGCUUGAAAGCCAUUUUCUCCCGCAGAAAGAAGAAGGCUCAGAACAAACAAACUGAGCCUGCCCCGGCUGCGGACAAGCCUGUAGAACAGCCAGCAACCGCCCCCGCCGCCGCCGGCGCUGCUGCUGCGGCCGCUGUACCUGCCACGGAAACCAAGCCAGCAGAGCCAGCACCUGCUACCGAACCUAAGCCUGACCAAGCAGCCGUAGCAGAUAAGUCAGCAGAGGCGGCAACACAACCCACCGAGACGCAGCCCGGGUCCUCCACUACAGCAGCUCCCGAAGCGAAGACAGAAACACCAGCCCCCGAGACGAAGACAGAGGCUCCUGCUCCCGAGCCCACGACAGCCGCUACUGCUGCUACUGCUGCUACUCCCGCUGUUCCGGACACAACUACUUCCGCGGCUGCUCCGGCGGAAACUGCCCCUGCUGCUCCAGCCCCGGCUACUGAGCCAACGCCUGCUCAGCCAGCUGCUGAAAAGCCCGCUGAGACCGCGGAGCCGCCCAAGAGUGAGUAA